AUGAACAGCCUUUCAAGUUGGACGCGCCUCGCCAAUGUUUCUAAAGUAGAUUACAUUUGUGCCGGUCUCGCCACUCUCACCGCCUAUGUGGUGUAUUGUGCCAUCUGGCGCCUCUACAUAAGCCCCAUAGCUCACUUUCCAGGUCCAAGGCUGGCAGCGCUGACCGAUCUAUACGAAGCGUACUACAACAAUUGGCUGGGGGGAAAGUACAUCUGGAAGAUCGACGAGCUGCACAAGCAGUACGGGCCGAUUGUGCGAAUAUCGCCCAGGGACCUACACGUCGGAGACCCUGAUUUUUACGAUGUUCUUUAUCCAAGCACCACCGAUAGAAGACGGGCAGAUAAAGCACCUAGCUUGACCAAGUUUUUCGGCCUGGACAACUCGUUGUUUUCCACGGUCAGCCAUGAUAUCCACAGGAUGCGCCGCGCCGCCCUCCUGCCCUAUUUCAGCCCGUCGCACGUCAGGAGGUUGCAGCCAGCUUUCCAGGAAUUACUCGAUGUGCUUCUAAAAAGACUAUCGGACCUCAAGGACACAAACGAGCCGGUGAACGCAAAUUGCGUGUUUGCGGCUUUUAGCAAUGACAUGACACACAUCUUGGCGUUUGGGGAAUCCCAACAUAAACUUGAAACGCCCGACUUUGACUCGUCCGAGCGAGACGCUUCCUUGUCAGGGGCCCAGUCAUUCCACGUUCUGAAGCGUGCCCCCUGGCUCAACAAUGUUAUGAUGGCAUUGCCCGUAUGGUUCUCCCAAUGCUUGAACCCGGCGCUGGGAUCGUUCAUGCGUCAGAAGAAGAUGACGCGCGAGAAGGUCGCGCAGCUUGCUUCUACGUCCGACGACGACUGGGAGGGGAGGAACACGCCCGUUUUCCGCGGCCUCCUCCACUCCCCCAAGCUUCCCGCCGAGGAGAAGACGGUCGAGCGCGUGGCCGAGGACGCCCAGAUGCUGCUCAUGGCCGGCACGCUUACCAUGGCUUCGACGCUGGAGCAUCUCAUCUACUGGAUGGUGGACAACCCCGACGUUUUGCGCAAGCUCAAGGAGGAGCUGCGCACCGCCAUGCCCUCUGUCAACGACGUUGGCAAGACGCCCCUGGGCCACGCUCGAGGCCCUCCCGUACCUGACGGCUGUCAUCAAGGAAGCCGUUCGGCUGAUUUACGGCAACUCAACGCCGCAUUUCCGCAUAGACCCGGACGGACCCCUGGUCUACAAGGACGGGGCGACGGGAAGGAGUUGGGUGAUUCCGUCCGGGACACCGGUGGGCAUGACGAGCGUGCUGCUUCAUCACAACGAGGACCAUUUUCCCAACACCGCAUCUGCUUGGGCAUGCCUCAGGGCUACGGUGUCUUACGUCUUGUGCUUUCCCAGAUCUGGAGGCUGUGGGCGAGCCCGGGUGCUAUGAUUGGUGACGAGAUUGGGGUGCUCAGUCUGUAUAACACUACCGCCGAAGACGUGAAGAUGGUGGGGGACUUUUUUGUGGCGGCCUACAAGAAGCCGCAGGGGGUUGAAUUCAAGCUACACAGCAUGUAG
This is a messenger RNA of Chaetomium globosum CBS 148.51, 1524 nucleotides long. RefSeq lists its product as uncharacterized. Gene Ontology annotation, molecular function: monooxygenase activity; heme binding; iron ion binding. The record is from RefSeq and is a predicted model, not a curated record. The transcript is spliced from 5 exons. NCBI's taxonomy places the organism in Eukaryota, Fungi, Ascomycota, Sordariomycetes, Sordariales, Chaetomiaceae. The coding region runs from base 1 to 1524 and encodes 507 amino acids.